UUUUAUAUUUUAUGUAUCGUACAGAAUAAUAGAGCGCAGGCUAAAGUGCAGUUCGGCCCCAGCGAGUCUCUCAGCGCGGCGUGUCUCACAGCGCAGGGGGCAGCCGGAGCGCCGCAGACUCGGGCGGCUACAUGAGUAUAUUGGGAAUAAAAUACUCCUGCCAGCUGACGCUGGACCCCAACACAGCACACAGAUUCCUGUCUCUGUCAGGGGGGAACAGGAAGCUGACACUGGGGGCAAAGCAGCCAUAUCCUGAUCAUCCAGAGAGAUUUGACAGAUGGAGCCAAGUUCUAUGCAGAGAGAGUCUGACUGGUCGCUGUUACUGGGAGGCUGAGUGGGAUGGAGAUGGAGCCCUGAUAGGAGUGACUUAUAAAGGGAUCAGGAGGAAAGGAGGGAGUUAUGACUGUGUGUUUGGAGUCAAUGACAAGUCAUGGAGUCUGUGCUGUAAUACUGACAGUUACUCUGUCCUGCACAAUAAUAAACAGACUCUCAUACCCAUAGAGCCCUCAGGUCCCCGCAGAGUAGGAGUGUAUCUGGACUGGGGGGCUGGUGCUCUGUCCUUCUACAGAGUCUCCUCUGAUGGACUGACCCCCCUGCACAGAUUCACCUCCUCAUUCACUGAGUCCCUCUAUCCAGGGUUUGGGGUUUAUCCAAACUCCUCCGUGUCGCUGUGCAUGCUGGGAUAGCUCACUGUGUGCUGGAGGAAUCAUUUUUACCGUAUCAGAGUCUCACAUGUCGCUGCUUCUCCGUGGCAAAAAGGUAAAAUCUCUGCUUUAUAACCAGUAUAACCCUUUUUACUCUGUCUGAAGUGUGAUGUAUGUUAAUAAUUGGGUUCUGUAAGCUGAACAAACAUGUAGAAUGACUGUUUUUCUCUGACUUAUGUUCUAUGUUGGCUGUAAAUGCACCAAAACUGCCUAAACAAAUUCAUAGUACAUGCAGUUGUACCAAUGGAGUGAAUUCUGAUUCUGAAUAAAAUAAAAUGUAAUGAAA
Messenger RNA from Brienomyrus brachyistius, 990 nucleotides. RefSeq names its product stonustoxin subunit beta-like. Gene Ontology annotation, molecular function: protein binding. The coding region runs from base 132 to 686 and encodes 184 amino acids. The record is from RefSeq and is a predicted model, not a curated record. The transcript has 2 exons. NCBI's taxonomy places the organism in Eukaryota, Metazoa, Chordata, Actinopteri, Osteoglossiformes, Mormyridae.